UUUUUUUGAUAUCAGAGGUGUCAGCUAGUCGAACCAAAAGUUCUGAGAAGAAUCGAAAUUCAAAGCCGCCAUGGGCAAACCAAAGCGCAACGUCCUCGCCGCCGCGCAAGAAGCGCUCUCUCCACCAGCCGAACUGGAGCCCACCCAGCUCAUUGUGCGCGUGGUGAAGCCCGAAGGAAACAACCUGUACGCUUGCGAGAUGCCAAACACGAAGCCCGUCGUUCUCGAGCUCGCCCAGCGGUUUCGCAACACCAUCUGGAUUAAGCGUGGCGGAUAUGUCCUGGCCGAAAGCUAUCCCGCGGGGACGCAGGAUAGCAGAGCAAUUGGCGAAAUUAUAAAUGUCGUGCGAGACGAGAAGUUGUGGCGAAAGCAGGCAUACUGGUACGAGAGAGAUCUGUCUGCCUCAAUGUUGUAUAGUCUAUGUAUUAAUGAGAUAUUCUAGGCCCAAAGAGUUUGCCAAAGUGGUCGAGGAAUUCAGCGACGAGGAGAGUGAUUCCAACGUCGGAAAACUGCCGCCCAGCGACGACGAAGAAGAGGAAGAGUGAAAAACAGCGCUUCUAUCAAGACAAGCCACGAAUUACAACUGCUUUGGUUUUGCUGUUCCUGGUUGGUACGCAGGUGAACUCGCUUGAGAGCCGACAAACGCCGCGG
This is a messenger RNA of Trichoderma atroviride IMI 206040, 651 nucleotides long. Lineage: Eukaryota; Fungi; Ascomycota; Sordariomycetes; Hypocreales; Hypocreaceae. The record is from RefSeq and is a predicted model, not a curated record.